UCUAUCUCCCCGCGCGCUGCUCCUCCGUCUGCGCCAUGGACUCGGACACUAGCUGUCUGCCUUUCUCUUCUCCUCAUCACCGCAGCACUCCAGAGCCCGCCUCGGCCGUGGAGCCUUCCUCCUCUUCCUCUUCUUCCUCCUCGGGCUCGGGCUCCUUCUUCCCCUGUGAGGGUCUCCCUCAGCGGUCUGGAUUCAUGCCGGACUUCCCCCUGAGCCGCUCCUCUCCAGCCAAACACAGCAAGUACGCGCCGAGCGCUCAGGAGGAGCGAAUAAGGAGCUUAACAGCCAACAGCAAGAGCCCCUUUUACCACGACAGCUCGGAGGGGGAGAAGUCUUUGUCCAAGCCUUUGGGUUAUCCAGUCCUGGAUACAGAAUGCUGUGGCAAACUGAAAGAGCCAUCAAGCGGGUUAAACCAGGGAGACUCCAUCGUGGACUCGAUCGACCUUUCAGGCAAAAACAAGAAGCGAAGGAACCGCACCACAUUCAGCACCUUUCAGCUGGAGGAGCUUGAGAAAGUCUUUCAGAAGACGCAUUAUCCAGAUGUCUAUGCGCGUGAGCAGCUGGCCCUGAGGACUGAGCUUACUGAAGCACGUGUGCAGGUUUGGUUCCAGAACAGACGGGCAAAAUGGAGGAAGCGGGAACGCUAUGGAAAGAUGCAGGAAGUGCGAAACCAUUUUGCUGCUACAUAUGAUAUCUCCCUCCUCCCUCGCACCGAUACAUACCAGAUGCAGAGUAACCUGUGGUCAGCAGGAUCAGGAGGUGGAGGCACUGCCAGUGGAGGUUGCGUCCUGGGCACAGAAAGCAUGUCCUCCUCGUGCAUGUCCCCUUACCCCCACCAUCCCCACUCCCACCCCCACGGCAACCUUCCUGGCCUAAUGAGCAUGUCCACAUCCCCUACUCAUCCUCCUCACCAUCCUCACCCACACCACCCCGGCAUCAACGGCCUCUACUCCCUGCACAGUUUUCAGGGGGGCCUGGGGGCCCACUCCUUCGAGCCAGGCCCCGAGUCUGACUACAAGCCUUCAGGUCUAGUGGCCCUACGCAUGAAGACCAAAGACCCUGGCAGCCUCUUAUCCUGGCCAACGUGACCAUGUGGCUGGGCCUUCAGCUAGGAAAUGACUGAGCCAACAAGUGAUCGUUGGAUACACACUGGCGUGUUUGUGCGUCAUAGAAAUUCAAACAUUGGAGACCCAGAGCUCACCGUCCAUCCUGUGUGAGGAACAGAUUUGCUUAUACCUUUUUUCCUACGUUUGCAGUUGUUAUAUGAAUGAAAAGUGCCUCAUGCUCUGUAUAUGCUGUUUUAAUAGUAUGUUUCCAUACGGAAGCAUGUAAUUGGUUGCUGUUAGUGUUUUAUAAAUAUGUGCUCCAGAAAUCCUGCCUUAAUGUCAAAGACUGUUUAGGAAUGUAUUCUUUGAUAUUGAGCAUAAUUGUAUAAACAUUAUAAGAACUGAUGAAAAAGAUGACUAAUCUCAUGUGUUCAGUGUAUGCUGAAUUUUUACAGUAGUAAGACAAUUAAUGAAUGGCUUUUAUAUCUUUUUUAUACUUCAUUAAUUUGUUAAUUUGGAGGAAGA
Pygocentrus nattereri (red-bellied piranha) is the source of this 1571-nucleotide messenger RNA. RefSeq names its product ALX homeobox 3 (gene alx3). The record is from RefSeq and is a predicted model, not a curated record. Bases 36 to 1088 code for a protein of 350 amino acids. Gene Ontology annotation, molecular function: DNA-binding transcription factor activity, RNA polymerase II-specific; RNA polymerase II transcription regulatory region sequence-specific DNA binding. NCBI's taxonomy places the organism in Eukaryota, Metazoa, Chordata, Actinopteri, Characiformes, Serrasalmidae. Gene Ontology annotation, biological process: regulation of transcription by RNA polymerase II. The transcript is spliced from 4 exons.